This is a messenger RNA of Gregarina niphandrodes, 456 nucleotides long. RefSeq lists its product as hypothetical. The record is from RefSeq and is a predicted model, not a curated record. The coding region runs from base 1 to 456 and encodes 151 amino acids. NCBI's taxonomy places the organism in Eukaryota, Apicomplexa, Conoidasida, Eugregarinorida, Gregarinidae. The transcript has a single exon.
AUGUCGAUAUUGGAGAAGGUGCUGGUUGAGAGCUCCAAGACGGAUGUGAACCAGCAGGAAACAAUCGAUGCGUCCAGUAGCAUAUCGAUAGUGGAACAAUGCCUUGGGGCGGCGUACAAGAACACUCAGGAGUAUGUACAAGUGCGUAAUUCUGUGACCAAGAACUUUAUGACCCAGGGCAAUCUGGACGCCAGUAUUUUGUACACGAGGCCGUUUGCAUGCUUGUCGACGAACGAGCGCAAAGAAUGGACGCAAUGUCUAGAUCUAGGUCGCAGCCUCAAGGUGUCCAGUGGCGCCAACAUUACUACUGACGACGUGAUGGAGUAUAUGUAUCCUUCCGAUGACCGUCUGGCGGACAUCCUUGAAAAGUAUCUCGAGGGAGAAAAAACACUGGACGCAUCCUUCAUAGAAGACGCGAACACGGGAGUUGUCGCCGGCGGCUAUAAGAUUCGAUGA